CAAAGUUUUUUGCACAAGUUUUUCGUACUGUAAUCUAUCGGAGGACCGGUGUCCUUUUUACUUCCUAUUUUCCGAUCCAGUACUCGCUCUUGUCGUGUUAAAUUCUUUUGCCGGGAUGAUAACGCUGCGAGUGUCGAACAGCGUGUACGCGUACAUCGCGUACCUGGUGCUGAUGGUGUACUUCCUGUGGCCGGGCCGGUUCGCGAGCCUGUACGAUUUCAUCGAGGGAGAGAACAUCUACGACCAACUGAUUCGCAAGACGACGAAAAACAUCUCCCUGUUACGGAACGGCGUCCGGUGUGACUACAGCGAGGUCAUCGAGGAGAAUCUGUCUCUGUACCGACCACCAUUCACCGAGGAAAUCAUCAACAAUAACGUGCGGCUCGGCGGAGAGUACUAUCCGGAGGAGUGCAUACCGAGCUUCAGCACCGCUAUCAUCAUUCCUUACCGGCAGCGCGAGAGGCAGUUGAACCAGUUCCUCAUAUACAUGCACAACUACCUUCGCCGGCAACGGAUUCACUAUCGUAUUUUCGUGAUCGAACAGUACGAUCCGAAACCGUUCAAUCGGGCCAAGUUGUUCAACAUCGGGGCCUUGAUUGCCAUGAGCCUAGACUAUCCUUGCUUGGUGCUGCACGACGUCGAUUUGAUGCCACUGAAUCUAGGCCAUCUAUACGCCUGCUCCCGCAAGCCGCGCCACAUGUGCUCCAGCUUGGACGUGUUCCGGUACAACCUGCCAUACCGCGGACUGUUUGGUGGUGCAGUUGCCAUAGAGUCGAAUCUAUUCCUUAGCGUGAACGGCAUGUCAAAUAUGUUUAGCGGAUGGGGUGGCGAGGACGACGAUCUGUAUGCUCGGCUGCAAAACAAGGACAUCGAAAUUUGCCGGUUCAGCCCGGCAUACAGCCAGUACUCGAUGCUGAAGCACCGAAAGGAAACGCCAAACAAGGAUCGGUUGGCUUUUCUUAAGAACGGCAAACUGCGCUUUCAUACCGAUGGACUCAAUUCGCUUGUGUACAAGCAGGUCGGCAUGAAGCUGCACAACCUCUUCACUCAUGUCCUGGUAGAGACCUAAUUUGAGACAGAACCGUCCACUAUCGAAUGUCCUUUUUGAAGGGUUUUGACGCUAACUCAAUUCGUUUUGAGUCACAUUCUACAAGAAUUAUCUAGUAGUCACGCUACGGUAACGCUUCCCAGUUCAUUUUUACGAGAUAUUUAACGAGUUUUGUUCGUUUAACACACUGGCAAAAGCAUCGUUAUUGCAUUAAGUAAAGUUUCUGCAUUUAAAUCAUAGACUGGCACCGGAAAGGUCCCGGCCAGAGUAUUAGGUACGCAGUGAACAAGAUUAUAUUGCCUUAGAAGACAAACGGGGAUAUUAGAACGCACACACCAAAUGGAAACCAUACUUGUUACAUACCAAUUCUUCGGAAUACUAAUCUCUUUUUCAGAGUUCGUUAUGGUUCCACGUAAGAUAGUGGGAGAUGAGAGAAACAAUACCAAAAAACAUAAAUAUUAAACAUCUCUAGAUUUUAACACUGCUUAAUUCCUCUUACGCCUUUCCAGCAGAGUGGAGUACGAGUUGCAGUACGAAAUGUGAAUUUAGAAAUUAAACUCCUUGACGCCUAGCUUGUAAGUAGGUACUUUUACAAUUCAAAUUGGUCGCGCUUGCUAGAAUGCAAGGAUGCUGGAAGAAGAGAUCCUGCGGAUGUGGAAGAGAAUGAAGGAGCCGUUCGAAGUAAAAGGCGUGAAGCAGGUUACAUCAAAGCAAUAAUAAAUGGAAGCGAGCAUCAUGAAGAUGAUGGAUAGGUAAAGGAAAGGAAAUACAAAAUACUUUGCGUGAUAAAAACAGUCGGAAUGGGUAGAGGAGCAAAUUUUUAGAAACUGUGCAUUACGUUAAAUUUUUCGAUCAAUACAAUAAACUUAGCGCUAGGAAAGCGAUCGAUGCGGCAGAAGGCAUCUUAGGAUUGUACUUAGCAAAA
Messenger RNA from Anopheles aquasalis, 1973 nucleotides. RefSeq names its product beta1,4-N-acetylgalactosaminyltransferase B (gene beta4GalNAcTB). Gene Ontology annotation, biological process: glycosphingolipid biosynthetic process; carbohydrate metabolic process. Gene Ontology annotation, cellular component: Golgi apparatus. The record is from RefSeq and is a predicted model, not a curated record. Gene Ontology annotation, molecular function: N-acetyl-beta-glucosaminyl-derivative 4-beta-N-acetylgalactosaminyltransferase activity; galactosyltransferase activity. Lineage: Eukaryota; Metazoa; Arthropoda; Insecta; Diptera; Culicidae.